Messenger RNA from Kwoniella shivajii, 1536 nucleotides. Its product is annotated as S-adenosylmethionine decarboxylase proenzyme. The coding region runs from base 1 to 1536 and encodes 511 amino acids. The record is from RefSeq and is a predicted model, not a curated record. Gene Ontology annotation, biological process: spermidine biosynthetic process; spermine biosynthetic process. Lineage: Eukaryota; Fungi; Basidiomycota; Tremellomycetes; Tremellales; Cryptococcaceae. Gene Ontology annotation, cellular component: cytosol. The transcript has 3 exons. Gene Ontology annotation, molecular function: adenosylmethionine decarboxylase activity.
AUGACAUUACCUUCAGAUACACCACAAGAAGUAUUGACUUCACCUGGACCGUUCGAAGGACCUGAAAAAUUAUUAGAAGUUUGGUUCGCACCUUCUUUUGAUCAAUUACCAUCAACAUCCUCAAUAACACCUCCUCAAGAAUACAGAUCAGCUGCCAAUACCCAAGAUGGGGACAUCUCAACAUCCACUUCAAAUGGAACGGCAGAGCUGAAGGGGCUGAGAAAAAUCCCAAAAUAUGUUUGGGAAGAGAUGUUGGAUAUAGUUAAAUGUAAAGUAUUGAGUGUUGUUGAAGGUGAUGAAAUAGACGCUUAUCUGUUGUCCGAAUCAUCGUUAUUCGUCGCACCUCAUUUAGUGAUUCUGAAAACAUGCGGAACGACACUCAACUUAUUAGGGUUAUACAGAAUAAUUGAAAUCGCAAAAGAAUGGUGUGGAUUCACCAAUGUUUGGAGAUGUUUUUACAGUCGAAAAAGUUUCUUCUUUCCUGAAAGACAACAGGGUCCUCACAGAGACUGGAGUGAUGAGGUUAGGUUCUUAGAUACUGUUUUUGGAACUGCCGGAGCUGCAUACACUGUCGGACCGAUGAAUCGAGAUCAUUGGUUAUUAUAUCUCACAUCACCUAACACAGUACCAAACUUAUCUUCAUCAUCCACUUAUUCGUCACCGUCUUCAUCACUGAUCCUUCCUUCACCAACCAAAUCCAUAUCUACAUCCAACCUCGAUGGUAAUACUAGCAUAGAUGUCAACGUCAAGGUCAACGCACCACCAUUCCAACCUGCGAAAUAUCAAGAUACGACAUUGGAGAUAUUAAUGACCCAUCUCGCUCCUUGUGCGAGAGAACAAUUCUUCAAUGAUGAUACAAACGGUACACUCAAGUCAGGGUUAGAAUUAGGUCAAGAAAUCUCAUCAACCUUGGGUAUCGAUAAAUUAUUUCCAAAAGAUGAGACUGUUUUAGAUUCAUUCGGAUUUGAUCCAUGUGGAUAUUCUGCCAAUGCAGUUAUAGGUUCAGGUAUGCCAGAAUCAAUUUCCAAGAAAAAUGGUAAAGGCGGUGGUUAUUUCACGAUUCACGUCACACCUGAAGAAGGUUGGUCAUACGCUUCCUUUGAAUGUAAUGUACCUUUACCGACUUGUUCUCCUUCUCCCUCAUCAUCAUCGUCUUCUUCGUCAUAUCCAACAUCACAGAAUGAAGAUCCAACGAAAAGACCUGAAUUACAAGAGUUGAUCAAAAAAGUCGUAAACAUCUUCCAACCUUCAAGAUUAUCAAUAACCUUAUUCGUUUCUACCCCAGCUUCUUCUUCUACCCUAGACCCCCAAAAGCAAGAUGAAAACCACAAUUCAACGGUCGGAGACACGGAAACUGAACAAAGAGCAUGGCAAUCAUUUGGAACUAAUCUGUUAGGCAAGGAUUUUCAAAGAAAGGAUAGAAUAGGUUAUGAGUUUGACGGAUAUGAUUUGGUAUUCGCUUGCUUUGAGAAGAAAGGUUGGAAAGAACCUUCUAGCUCAGGGGUGAGGAUAGGUGCUCCCAAUGGAGAUGUGUGA